This is a messenger RNA of Epinephelus lanceolatus (giant grouper), 4298 nucleotides long. Its product is annotated as IgGFc-binding protein-like. NCBI's taxonomy places the organism in Eukaryota, Metazoa, Chordata, Actinopteri, Perciformes, Serranidae. Gene Ontology annotation, molecular function: protein binding. Gene Ontology annotation, cellular component: extracellular matrix. The record is from RefSeq and is a predicted model, not a curated record.
GAAAAGAUCACAGACUCCAUGUUGUUCUGACUGCUCAGGACUCUGAAGCCAAUGUUCACAUCCAGGUGGCUUCGGUGGGUUUCUCCAGGCGGCUGACUCUCUCUGCAGGUGAAAGCCGUUGGGUUUCUCUGCCAUGUGGAUCUGAGCUGCAGCAGCAAUUUGUUACUGAAAACUCAGCAAUUCGAAUCACAUCUAGUGCUAUAAUCUCAGUGGUCUCUUUCAACCGUCGCUACAGAACAGGAGAUGGUGCUGUGGUCUCCCCAACAAACGAGUUGGGUACUGACUACUUUGUGUACACACCCUCAGGAGGCAUGACUUGCAUGGACAAGCUACUGGCUAUUGUUAAUGGCAAUAGCCAGAACAAGAUCACUAUCUCACCUGGUGCUAAUUUGAGGCUAAGGGGAGGGUCUAGGUGGCAACGUGGGAAAGCAAUAACUAUUACCCUGAAACCCUAUGCAUCCUACCUUGUACGAAGUCAUAAAACUUUGACAGGCACGCGGAUUCAAUCCCAGAAGCCCAUUGCUGUCUUAGUGGGCCACCAGUGUCUGGCAUUGGGUCGUGGGUGUGAACAUGUGUAUGAACAGCUCCCCCCUGUGGCACUUCUGGGUAAAGAAUACAUGGUACCCAGGACUGGCAGCUGUAAGGCCACAAACUGGGCCAUAAUAGUAGCUGUUGAAGACAACACUGAGGUGACGCUGCACAAGGCCCUAAACUCAAAAAAACAGAGGCUAAGGAGACCUGGGGACGUCACCUCAGACAAACUACUCUUCAAACAGCCACUGGUUGUCAAGAGCAACAAGAAAGUAAUGGUACUGCUUCUCAGCAACAACAGUCCAUAUGACCCUUUUCUAAUAACAGUGACUCCUACCAGCAGGCUUGCCACUGAUUGGGCGGUUGAUACAGUUGGUGGACUUUACAGUACUGUUUCUGUUCUAUCAGAGAGGGAGGGGGCAGGCAGUGUAAAAGUGUGUGUGAAUGGACAGUGCCUCUCACCUAAGUGGAUAAAGCUCCUGGCAGAUCAGCGCUGGGUGUGGUCAAAUGUAGCAGUGGGGAAACAGCAGAGUCAUGUGACAGUGGAAGGUGAUGCCCAAAUGGCAGUCUACGCCUAUGGUCAAGAAACCCGCCAUUCGUAUGGUAUUGCUGGAGUUUGUUCUGAAGGUGCCCCCUCUCCUACACUACCCCCGGAUCCCUGUGAAGACCUAAAAUGUCGAGUAAAGGAACGCUGUGAGAACGGAAAAUGCGUCCAUGUCUCUACAGCAACCUGCCGUGCGAUGGGUGACCCCCACUACCAGACAUUUGAUGGUCGACGCUAUGACUUCCAGGGUUCCUGCACAUACAUUAUGACGACAGUUGAAAAGCUGGCAUCUGACCUCGUGCCUUUCACUGUGACAGCCAAGAAUGACCACCGAGGUAACCGCCGAGUUUCAUAUGUGAGGACUGUAACUGUCAGCGUUUACAAGCAGACAAUUAUCAUCGGCAGACACAGACAACAAAUACAGGUGAAUGAAGAACUGCAGUACUUGCCUGUCAGUUUGUUGGAUGGUAAGAUCUCUGUGAGGCAGAGUGGAAGCUAUGCCUCCCUUACCACUGACUUUGGCCUGCAUGUAAGAUAUGACUGGAACAUGAGGCUGUACAUUACAGUGCCUUCAUCCUACUAUGAACACCUAGGAGGCCUCUGUGGAAACUAUAAUGGAGACAGGAGCGAUGACCUGCCUGUACCAAAAGGCUCCAGUCUCUCUGCUGUGCUGAAGAUGAUUCAAAAGUGGAAGACGAAUAAGUCUGACCAGUUCUGUCAUGAUAACUGUGCUGGUCGCUGUCCCACAUGUUCACCAAAGCAGCAGACCCACUAUCGUAGGCCCAAAUUCUGUGGCAUUCUGACAGAGUUAGAUGGACCAUUUUCAGCCUGCCACAAAAAAGUUGACUCCUCUGUGUACCUGGACAACUGUGUCUAUGAUGUCUGUAUCAAUAAAGGUGCCAAACAGAUUCUUUGUGAUAACCUGAAGAGUUAUGGUGAUGCCUGCCUGUCAGAGGGAAUGAAAGUCAACCCUGAGUGGAGAAUGGUUACCAAAUGCCACCUCUCCUGUCCAAAAGGUAGCCAUUAUGAGGCAUGUGGUUCACCCUGCCCUGCCUCCUGCACGUCCCUGGACAUUGAAGAGCUGUGUAAAGGCCCUUGCGUGGAGGGAUGCCAGUGUAAUAAAGGAAUGGUGCUUAGUGGAGACAGAUGUGUUCCUAAGUCUAGCUGUGGAUGUCAGUAUCAGGGCAGAUAUUAUCCAGCAGCCACCACUUUCUGGGGCGAUAACACCUGCACAACCAUGUGUAAAUGCCUUAAAGGGAAAGCCAAGUGCAAAUCGGUUACCUGUAAGAAGAAUGAGCACUGUGCCUUAAAGGGAGGUGUUAGGGACUGCUACCCAACAUCCUACGCAACAUGCCAGGCCACUGGAGACCCCCAUUACAAAAGCUUUGACAAACAGCGGUUUGAUUUCCAGGGCACUUGUACCUAUGUCCUGUCCCAAGUCAUCAAGGGAUCUGACCUGGACCUGGAACCAUUCCGAGUACUGGUCCAAAAUGACAACAGAGGGCGUAACAAGGCUGUGUCUUAUACCAAGUCAGUCUCUCUUACUGUAUUCUCUAACAUCACUGUCAGCAUGAGUCGUGCCAGACCAGGGAUAAUACUGGUAAACAGUCAGUCAGUGAACCUGCCGUUCUCUUUAGAAGAUGGCACGCUUUCCAUGUACCGGUGUGGCUACUUUGGCGUUGUGAAAACAUAUUUCGGGUUGACGCUCAGGUUCAACUGGAACAGCCACGUCAGCUUGACUUUGCCCAGUUCAUACUCUGCUGCUACAGGGGGCUUGUGUGGAAAUUACAAUGGAAAACCUGGUGAUGACUUAAUGAAACCUGAUGGCACCCAGGCUAAACACAUUAAUGCAUUUGGACACAGCUGGAAGGCAGGAGGAGAUGCUGGCUGCACCAGUGACUGUCCUGGUGGUAAAUGUCCUGAAUGUGAGCCUGCACUACUACUAAAAUACCAACAGCGGCACUACUGUGGUAUCAUUUCUGACAAGCUUGGACCAUUUAGACAGUGUCACAGUAAACUGGACCACACCUCCUUCCUCACAGACUGUGUCUUUGAUUUGUGUAUGUACCAAGGCCAUGCCUCUGCCCUAUGCAACAGCCUAUCAGCUUACAGCACCUCCUGUCAACAGGCCAGAGCUACAGUGGAGAGUUGGAGAUCUGAACAGUUUUGCCCUCCAUCAUGUGGUGCAAACAGUCAUUAUGAGGUGUGUGCACCACCCUGCCAGCAAACCUGCAGUGGUCUCACUCCUCCUGAGGGCUGUGAUGAGAGUGCAGCCUGCAGUGAAGCCUGUGUGUGUGACGAGGGAUUCAUGUUGAGUCAUGACAAGUGUGUGCCUCUGGCAGAGUGUGGCUGUCAGUACGGAGGACAGUAUUAUCAAACUGGACAGGUGUUCUAUCCAGGAGAGUCAUGUAACCUUCGCUGUGUGUGUUCAGAAGGAGGAGAUACACAAUGUGAUUCUAACUUUCAGUGUUCAACCAGCGAGAAGUGUAUUGUGGAAGGGGGUUUUGCCUCCUGUUCUCCCAAAACUAUUGGUUCCUGUUCUGUAAGUGGAGUCAGGACUGUCAGGUCCUUUGAUGGACAGGCGUAUCCUCUGUGGGGCAACUGUUUAUUCACAUUGGCAGGAGUGGAGGAGAAGGACGGAGGUAUGGCAGCCUUCUCUCUAUAUGUACAGCAGAAAACCCAUAAGGAUGGUACUGUCGUUCGCAGUGUGGAGUUGCAGGUCUAUGACAUGGAAAUCACUAUGGAGACUGGUGUUGUUUGGGAAGUCAAGGUUGAUGACAUCAGAGUCUCCCUUCCUGUGUCUCUGGCUGAUGGAAAAGUGCGAGCACAUCAAAAUGGCAUCAACAUCAUCAUUGAAACUGACUUUAAUCUGAAGCUGAGCUAUGACAGUGUGGCAGGCGUGUUACUACAAAUCCCAUCCACCUUUGGCAGCUCCCUACAUGGUCUCUGUGGAAACUUUAAUGGUAACCUGACUGAUGAUCUGGCAUCAGGAGGUAAGGGUCCGUCAGACACAGCAGCAGUUUGGGUAGCAAAGAAGGAUGACACUCCAUGUGACACAAGCUGUGGUGCCAGUUCCUGCCCUGGGCCAGAUGAACAGAAGGUCCCAGAAGCCAAAAAGGCCUGUGACAUCAUCAAAGCUCAGCAAGGCCCAUUUGAAGGUUGCCACUCAACAGUGUCCCCAACUCCUAACUACGAUGGUUGUGUCAGGCAAGGAAAUAUUUGA